This is a messenger RNA of Staurois parvus, 365 nucleotides long. NCBI's taxonomy places the organism in Eukaryota, Metazoa, Chordata, Amphibia, Anura, Ranidae. The record is from the annotation of a GenBank genome assembly.
GUCUCCCCACACUGCUGCUGGGGGACUUUUUAACCUAGGCCUGUGCCUGUGUAUGGCCUUCAAUUGAAGCUGCUUCUGCUCCGCCACUCUGCCAUUGGACUCUUGAUAGUCGUCUCCCCACACUGCUGCUGGGGGGGCUUUUUAACAUAGGCGUCUGUAUGGCCUUCAAUUUAAGCUGCUUACGCUUCGCCACUCUGCCAUGGGCCCCUGUACCGCCUCCUCUUGCUGCUGCUGCCAGGUCCAGAGUGUGUCAUGGGUCCCUGUACGGCCUCCCAUUGCUGCUGACUUCAUCGCCAGACUCUGCCAUGUGCCACUUUCAGGUCUCCUUACACUGUUGGUGGGUUCCAUUUUGUGAUAGGGUGCUG